UCGAUGUAUCGAUAAGGGAAUAAACAUACUCUAGGGGCCGGCGAUAACCGCCUGGUGCAAUUUCGUGAAUUUUUUUUUAAUAAUUUCAACAAUUACUGUUAUGGACCUAACGCUAAACGAUGGCAGCAAUCCGCAGACGCCGCCCAAUCAGCAUCCGUUGACGGACUACCAUUUCAGUCCGGAGGAGCUGAAGGCGUUACGUGAAUGCAAUCAGGAAUCGUUUGUGCAGCGCUCGCUGCCCUUUGGCACGGGCCUGGGUCUGUUGGCCUAUUUUGGCGUCAAGAACGGCUAUCUGCAGGGCAAUGGCAAAUACGGCGCCGUGCCCAAGGUCAUAAUGGGCGUCAUUCUGGGCUAUUUUGUGGGCAAGUUCAGUUAUCAGCAAAAAUGCGCUGAGAAAAUCAUGCGUUUGCCCAACUCACGAUUGGGCGAACUGCUGCGUCAGCGUCGCCAGGGCGGCGGUGUCAUUAGCACCAUAACGCCGGACGAGAAUCUGGGUCGGGCGUUUACCCUGGCGCCCUUUACGCCCAGCUCGGCGGAUGUGUACACGGAUGAGGGCCAUCGGCCAUCGCGGAAUACGGCCCUUAAUCUGGACACGGACGCGCGACCGAAUCUCUCCGGACUCGAUGAUAUAUACAGGCCCACGCUGGACUCAGCCAGCACAAUGGUGGACACGGAGCUGCCGCUGGAGCCAGCCAAGCCGGGCGAGAGCUACGAGGACUUGCGCAAAAAGAAUCGCGAGGAGUACGCAAAGCAUCAGCAAAGCGCCUACUCCAGGCCCUACGAGGCGCCCGUCCAGCAGCCGCAGCAGCAACAGCAGCGUCCCGUGGAACAGUUCGCCAGCCCCGGCAAAAAGAACAAAUACGGCGAUUCCUGGACAGAUUAGGAGAGCCUCGUGCUUAUAUAAAUGCCAUUGUUAAUUUAUUCGCUUGCUUUUAAAUACAAAGCGCAUAUAAAAGUUAAAA
Drosophila montana is the source of this 962-nucleotide messenger RNA. RefSeq names its product asrij (gene asrij). The record is from RefSeq and is a predicted model, not a curated record. The transcript is spliced from 3 exons. Lineage: Eukaryota; Metazoa; Arthropoda; Insecta; Diptera; Drosophilidae. Gene Ontology annotation, cellular component: endosome. Bases 101 to 883 code for a protein of 260 amino acids.